GUUGACGUAUAUAUAAGGUUCCUACCACAUUCUCAUCCUUUGUGAUAAUGUCGGCUGAGUAUGAAGAUAGACCUCCCAGAGACAAUGGCCCAGAGGGCAUGGAGCCAGAUGGGAUCAUUGAGAGCAACUGGAAUGAGAUCGUGGACAGUUUUGAUGAGAUGAACCUGGGCGAGAAGCUGCUCAGGGGAAUCUAUGCCUAUGGUUUUGAGAAACCCUCCGCUAUCCAGCAGAGGGCUAUCCUCCCUUGUAUCAAGGGUUAUGAUGUAAUUGCACAGGCUCAGUCUGGUACUGGGAAGACUGCGACCUUCGCCAUCUCCAUCCUGCAGCAGAUUGACAUGGAGCUGAAGGGCACACAGGCCCUGGUCUUGGCCCCCACCAGAGAGUUGGCUCAGCAGAUCCAGAAGGUUAUCUUGGCCCUGGGUGACUACAUGGGAGCCUCCUGCCAUGCCUGUAUCGGAGGGACCAACGUCCGUAACGAGGUCACCAAGCUGCAGGCUGAGGCCCCUCACAUAGUGGUGGGGACCCCGGGUCGUGUGUUUGAUAUGUUGAACCGCAAAUACCUGGCCUCCAAGAACAUCAAGAUGUUUGUGCUGGAUGAGGCUGACGAGAUGUUGAGUCGUGGUUUCAAGGACCAGAUCUACGAGAUCUUCCAGAAGCUCCCCACUAGCACGCAGGUGGUGCUGCUGUCUGCCACCAUGCCCCAGGAUGUCCUGGAGGUCACCAAGAAGUUCAUGCGUGAGCCAAUCCGCAUCCUGGUCAAGAAGGAGGAGCUUACCCUGGAGGGUAUCCGACAGUUCUACAUAAAUGUGGAGAAAGAGGAGUGGAAGCUUGACACCCUGUGUGAUCUCUAUGAGACCCUGACAAUCACCCAGGCUGUGAUCUUCAUCAAUACUAGGAGGAAGGUGGACUGGCUCACUGAGAAGAUGCAUGCCAGGGAUUUUACUGUGUCCGCUCUGCACGGAGACAUGGACCAGAAGGAGAGGGACUUGAUCAUGAGGGAGUUCCGUUCAGGCUCCAGCAGGGUUCUCAUCACCACUGACCUGCUGGCCAGAGGUAUUGAUGUCCAGCAGGUGUCCCUGGUCAUCAACUAUGAUCUGCCCACCAAUAGGGAGAACUACAUCCACAGGAUUGGUCGAGGAGGUCGUUUUGGCCGCAAGGGAGUUGCCAUUAACAUGGUGACUGAGGAGGACAAGCGCACGCUGAGGGACAUCGAGACGUUCUACAACACCACUGUUGAGGAGAUGCCCAUGAACGUGGCUGACCUCAUCUAGAUUCUGGAAGAUUUCCUUCUGCCCCGUCCCAAACCUUCUGUCCCCUCUCUCCAAUCCCAUUGGCUUCAACAACAAAAAAACUCCAAUCAGUUAAAAUGACGAUCACUCAGAUCCUGGAGCCCUCCCCCUCUUGACCUGAAAUCCCAUCCUAUUUCACCUUUGAUUCCUAUUCUUGUGAUUGCAUACCGACUGGUAUUCAAACUCAUUACAAAUGAUUUUACUCUUACACUGGGGGUUUUGUCUUGUCUUCAUAGCCCUUUACGGUAUUCUGGUCAGGUAAGUAUAGUAUAGCUUAAGUUCUACCACACCUUUCCAAAGUCAAAAAUGCAUUGUCGAUGGGGCUGUUCCUCUUUGGUUUUUAAACCCCUGACACCCUGAGAUGGUUCUAAAUGAUUGGGUGCCCAAGCACUAAAGACUGAAGUUUAGAACUGAUACUGGGUGAUAAGUUUUAACUCCCCAGAGUUUGAUAGAGGGCACACAUGCAUCUUUGCCGUAGUGGCUUUUGUGCAUUUUAGGUAUUUAGCAGGUGCUCUUAUCCAGAGCGUCUUACAGGAGCAAUUUCUGUUAAGUGCCUUGCUCAAGGGCAUAUUUUUCAGUUGUCUUGGUUUCGUCCCAGUAAUCUAAUGGUUGCUGGUUACACUCUUAACCACUAGGCUACCUGCCAUCUGUGCCCUCUAUUUAACUUCAUGGACUGACCUGACCGCCUUAGUUGUGGUUGUCUACUCUUUACCCCCAAUUGAUGCAACUUAAUGGCAUUUGUGUAUAAUGUUGGGAAGUGACUAGCUUUUAGUUAGGUUGACUCUCUGGCUGCAUCUGACAGUGCACCCUAUUCCCUAUAUACUGCACUAUAGACUACAGGGUGCAAUUUUGGACGUGACCUCACUAUUGUGACGUGCUUCAUUGAUCUUCAGUCAGUGGGUGUUAAUAGUUAAGUGUGAUAAAAUUACUAUUGCCCUUUUGGGGGGGGAUCUUGGAGAAGUUAUUACUACCAGAAAAGACUACAAUGUAUCCAACUGAUAUUGGUAUCCAACUCGUCUUGGGAGGUGUGUUUUUAAAGGGGUUCAAGGAGCAGCAUCAACAAAUAAAAAAUAAAAUGUAGAGAAGUGAUCAUGAA
Molecule: messenger RNA, 2385 nt
Organism: Oncorhynchus kisutch (coho salmon)
Lineage: Eukaryota; Metazoa; Chordata; Actinopteri; Salmoniformes; Salmonidae
Product: eukaryotic initiation factor 4A-I
Exons: 11
Coding region: 48-1271 (407 amino acids)
Molecular function (GO): ATP binding; RNA helicase activity; nucleic acid binding
Source: RefSeq, a predicted model, not a curated record